AAGCGCCCCACGUCUGCGCGCGGCGGGGGAAGGGCAGGGCUGACACCACUUCCUCCCUGAGGCUGCAGACCUGAGCCCGGUGCAGCCUAGUGCACUUCGUCGCAUUCCCCUACAGUGUCCUGAGGCCGACCCCGUGCCCUGCCCGCACCCCCGCCAGGUCCCCGUACAGCCUUGGAGAUGGAUGAGUCAAAUGAUGAUAUAGACCAAAUGUUCAGCAAUUUGCUGGGAGAGAUGGAUCUUUUGACCCAGAGUUUAGGAGUCGACACUCUUCCUCCUUCAGACCCUAAACCUCCCAGGGCUGAAUUUAACUACAGUGUGGGUUUUAAGGAUUUAAAUGAAUCCUUGAAUGCACUGGAAGACCAAGAUUUAGAUGCGCUCAUGGCAGAUCUGGUAGCAGAUAUAAGUGAAGCUGAACAGAGGACAAUCCAGGCACAGAAAGAGUCUUCCCAGAGUCCGUAUCAUCCGGCCCCUCCGGAAGUGUCACAUUUCAGUGGCGCAGCCUCUCCUGGUUAUGGAGCAGAUGUCGUUGCAACUAGUAUGAGCCAAUAUGAGGAUGAUUUACCGCCUCCACCAGCAGACCCCAUGUUAGACCUGCCUCUGCCACCACCACCUCCUGAACCUCUCUCUCAGGAAGAAGAAGAAGCCCAGGCGAAGGCUGAUAAAAUUAAGCUGGCAUUGGAAAAACUGAAAGAGGCCAAAGUCAAAAAGCUGGUUGUCAAGGUGCAUAUGAAUGAUAACAGCACGAAGUCACUGAUGGUGGAUGAGCGGCAAUUGGCCCGAGACGUUCUAGACAACCUUUUUGAGAAAACCCAUUGUGACUGCAGUGUAGACUGGUGUCUUUAUGAAAUAUACCCAGAACUACAAAUUGAAAGGUUUUUUGAAGACCAUGAAAAUGUUGUUGAAGUCUUAUCAGACUGGACAAGAGACACAGAAAAUAAAGUGGUGUUUUUGAAGAAAGAGGAAAAAUAUGCUGUAUUUAAAAACCCCCAGAAUUUUUACUUGGAUAACAAAGGGAAAAAAGAAAGCAAGGAAACAAAUGAGAAGAUGAAUGCCAAGAACAAGGAAUGCUUACUGGAGGAAAGUUUCUGUGGAACAUCUAUCAUUGUGCCAGAACUUGAAGGAGCUCUUUAUUUGAAAGAAGAUGGAAAGAAAUCCUGGAAAAGGCGCUAUUUCCUUUUACGAGCUUCUGGAAUUUAUUACGUACCCAAAGGGAAGACUAAGACAUCUCGAGAUUUGGCGUGUUUUAUACAGUUCGAAAAUGUCAACAUUUACUAUGGGAUUCAGUGUAAAAUGAAAUAUAAAGCACCCACUGACUACUGCUUUGUUUUAAAGCAUCCCCAAAUUCAGAAGGAGUCCCAGUACAUCAAGUAUCUCUGCUGUGAUGAUGAAAGAACUCUAAACCAGUGGGUCACGGGAAUUCGGAUCGCAAAGUACGGAAAGACUCUCUAUGACAACUAUCAGCGGGCCGUGGCGAAGGCUGGGCUGGCCUCUCGGUGGACAAACCUGGGCACUGUCAAUGCAGCUACACCAAGUCCGCCUUCUACAGGACUUACAGCAGGCACCGCCCAGGCCAAUGGUCAGAUUCCCCAGGCUGCACACUCAGCGAGUGCUGUUCUCGAGGAAGCCCAGAGACACGUUGACACAACUAAGGAUAAGAAGCCAGCUCUUGGUCAACAGGACCCAGGAACCCCCAGGGCCCAUCACCGUCCAAAGUCCGGCCUGCCACCGCCGCCUCCCAUACGGCGGUCCUCAGAUACCAGCGGCAGCCCCGUGAUACCCGCCAAGGCCAAGGCCAAGGGCACCGGCUUCCCAGCCCCACCCGAUGAUUUUCUGCCACCGCCGCCGCCGCCCCCGCCUCUGGAGGACCAAGAGCUCCCGCCACCACCCCCCGAUUUUAACGAUGCGCCCCCGGACUUUGUGCCUCCCCCUCCGCCGUCAUUUGUAGGGGACGCGGGGUCAUUACCACCCCCUCCUCCGCCACCACCCGCCCUGGCACCCGAAUCCCAGAGGCCGCCCCCCAUUGCCACCAAAAGGCCUCCUAUUCCCCCAAAGAGGCAAGAGAACCCAGGACCGCCCAGCGGGGGGCCGGGCGGGGGCGGGGAGCAGGAUUUCAUGUCAGAUCUCAUGAAAGCUUUGCAGAAGAAAAGAGGGAACUUGCCCUAAAGGAAACAUGCAGAUAUCUUUGUGUGAUCGGUAUAAUCCCUUCUAACCACAGAUGUAGUUUUCUUACUUUAUUGUCAUGACAUCUUGAUCAUUUCAGAUAAAAUAUUGAAGUAUUCUGAUUAGAAAUGAUGUAAAACGUUUCACUGUUCUCAAGUACAUUCAUAACCAUUAACCUAACAGAAUUUAGAAUACCUGUCUACAUGUACAUAUCUUCCCUGUGACUUCCAAGUCAGUGGACUGUAUCUUGCUUUCCAAGUUAACCAAAAUGAUGUUUUAUGUUCAUUUAUUUUAUGAUGUUCAGAGCAUCAAAUUAAUAAAAGUUUAAAUUUUCCCCCAGAA
This is a messenger RNA of Eptesicus fuscus (big brown bat), 2502 nucleotides long. It is a transcript of the gene APBB1IP, whose product is annotated as amyloid beta precursor protein binding family B member 1 interacting protein. The transcript has 14 exons. Gene Ontology annotation, biological process: signal transduction. The coding region runs from base 178 to 2163 and encodes 661 amino acids. NCBI's taxonomy places the organism in Eukaryota, Metazoa, Chordata, Mammalia, Chiroptera, Vespertilionidae. Gene Ontology annotation, cellular component: plasma membrane; cytosol. The record is from RefSeq and is a predicted model, not a curated record.